Molecule: messenger RNA, 2136 nt
Organism: Daucus carota subsp. sativus
Lineage: Eukaryota; Viridiplantae; Streptophyta; Magnoliopsida; Apiales; Apiaceae
Product: protein NRT1/ PTR FAMILY 1.2
Exons: 4
Coding region: 143-1864 (573 amino acids)
Biological process (GO): transmembrane transport
Cellular component (GO): plasma membrane
Molecular function (GO): transmembrane transporter activity
Source: RefSeq, a predicted model, not a curated record
CCGCUUUGGCAGCAACAAAAACGAUAAGUGUUUGAUAAUUGUGAUUCUCGCUCUCUCUUCUCUCUAUCUUCUUGUGCUUUGGACUUAAAAUCUUUACACACCUACAUAUAUCUCUACAUAAACACUCUUAAAUCUUCAUGCUAUGGAGGAAGCCCACAAAAUGAACAAGGAGCCUCUGUUGGAGCCCGCCAAUCCCAAGGGUGGUUUCAGAACUCUCCCAUUCAUUAUAGCAAAUGAGGCGUUUGAAAGAGUGGCGAGUUUCGGGUUAUUACCGAACAUGAUAAAGUAUUUGAUGAAUGAGUAUCAUAUGAGUAUGGUUGCGGGGACUAAUCUCAUUAGUAUCUGGUCGGCUGCCACGAAUUUCUUGCCGGUUGUUGGGGCUUUUAUUGCUGAUUCUUUUGCCGGCCGCUACCCGGUCAUCGGAGUUGGAUCACUCAUAAGUCUCGUGGGAAUGGCACUGUUUUGGUCAACAUCGAUGAUUCCUCAGGCAAGGCCUCCACCAUGCAUUGAUUCUAGUAUCAGCUGCAGCUCCCCUACAGCUGUGCAAGUUUAUGUAUUAUGUUUGUCUUUAGGACUCAUGUCAAUUGGUGCUGGGGGCAUCAGAUCAUCUUCCUUGGCAUUUGGUGUCGAUCAACUAUCUGGGCAAGACAACCAUAAAAGUGAGUCUGCCCUAAAGAAAUACUAUGCAUGGUACUAUGCAAGUAUAGUGCUUGGUGUUAUUAUAGCUUUAUCUUGCGUUACAUAUAUUCAAGAUCACUUGGGGUGGAAAAUUGGUUUCGCAGUUCCUGUUGUACUCAUGUUUGUAUCAGCACUUUCAUUCUUUUUGGCAACUCCCUUUUACAUCAAGUUACAGAACAAAACAAGCCUGCUUACUGAUUUCCUUCAAGUGAUCGUUGCAUCCUUUCGGAACAGACAUCUAACAGUAUCACCGGACAGCACAACGACGGAGUAUCACAACAAGAAGGGGUCUGAAAUGGUUGUGCCAAGUAAUAAACUGAGGUUUCUGAAUAAAGCUUGCAUUAUCAGUGAUCCUCAGCAAUAUAUGAGUGAUGAUGAAAGAAUUGCAGACUCGUGGAGUCUUUGCACAGUUCAUCAAGUAGAGGAGUUAAAAGCAGUGCUGAAGGUGAUCCCAUUGUGGUCAACAGGAGUGAUGAUGUCUGUGACCAUAAGUCAACCUUCUUUUCCUGUACUUCAAGCCGGAUCCAUGGAUAGACAUGUUACAUCAGGGUUUGAAAUUCCAGCAGGUUCUUUUAGUGUGUUUGCAGUUAUUUCUGUUGUACUAUGGGUUGCUCUAUACGAGAGCUUCAUACUCCCCUUAGCAUCAGUAAUAAUGAAAAAACCUGUCCGUCUGACCACAAAACAAAGAAUGGGUGCCGGAAUCUUCGUGUCUUUCCUGUCUGUAGCAGUGACAGCAGUCAUAGAAAAUAUUCGGAGACGUAUUGCAAUUAAGCAAGGACUAAUUGAUGACCCAACGGCCAUAGUAAAUAUGUCAGCAAUGUGGCUGAUAAUUCCAAACUGCCUCAUUGGCAUUGCAGAGGUUUUUAAUGCAAUAGGUCAAAUUGAGUUCUACUUGUCCGAGUUUCCAAGAAGCAUGUCCAGCAUAGCGUCAACUCUGCAAGGUCUCGGGACUUGUGCUGGUAACUUGUUGGCAACCGCGAUAUUUAAUUUUGUUGAUCGUGUUUCUUCAGGUGAAGGGAAGCAGAGUUGGGUUUCAAGCAAUAUCAAUAGAGGUCACUACGAUUACUACUAUGGUGUGCUUGCCGGUUUGUCUCUACUUAAUCUUCUUUAUUUUCUGUUGUGUAGUUGGGCUUAUGGUCCUUAUGAAGUCGACAGAAUUGAGGUUCUGGAUGAAGGGGUGGGCUAGUUGUUUGUCAUAUGUCAAGUAUAUAUCCAAAUUAUAGCUAUACACAUUUCGUCUCUCGCGGCACUUAUGUUAAAAAGUUUACCUCUAUAUAUCAAUGAACAGAAAGGUAGCACGACGGCACACUAAUAUUUGUGCAUAGAAACCUCUGUAGCUUUAUCGUACAUGCAGAUGUCGUAAUGUCGCGCUUGCGCCUAUAAAACCUUAAGAGAAGAUUUGUUCAAAAAAUGUGUAACAUGCUUCUACCUUGCAGUAUCAUACAUAUACUUGUUAUC